This is a messenger RNA of Punica granatum (pomegranate), 2285 nucleotides long. The record is from RefSeq and is a predicted model, not a curated record. NCBI's taxonomy places the organism in Eukaryota, Viridiplantae, Streptophyta, Magnoliopsida, Myrtales, Lythraceae.
AUGAAGAAGGCAGACAAAGAGAAUGAGGAUGAUGAGUUCUUCGAGGCAAUCAAUUCUAUGAGAAUUGCCUGCCGUUGCAGUCGGGGAAGAGGCUCGGGGCUUGUCGAAAACGGAGAGUCGGCGGAGGUGGAUAGGCGCUACAAUCUUAUAACUCCGGCAACCUUCAGACAUGAUCUUGUCCUUCCUAGUCUCGAUAGCUCUUGUUCUCGUCGACAUCUCAUUGACUGUGAGCUCUCUCAACGACGAUGGGCUCGCCCUCCUCUCGCUCAAGCCAACUGGAGCUCCUCGGACUCCACCCCGUGUUUUUGGACCGGGGUCAGUUGCAGUGAGUCGUUGGACCGAGUUGUGUCUCUCAGCCUACCGAACAGGAAACUCGCCGGUUCCCUUCCUCCUCAGCUUGGGAAUCUCUCGGGUCUACGGCACCUCAACCUGAGAAAAAACGAGUUCGGAGGGGGAUUGCCACCCGAGCUCUUCCGUAUCAAACGUCUGCAGAGUUUGGUUCUUUCAGAGAACUCGCUUUCCGGAUUGGUCCCUUCUGAGAUCGGGAAUCUCGGGUCGAUGAAGUCGCUGGAUUUGAGCCGGAACAGAUUCUCGGGCUCUAUCCCCUCUGAAUUGGGCAACUUGUUGAGCUUGCAAGGGACUCUCGACCUGUCCCACAACUCCUUUGAAGGCCCAAUCCCGGCAAGCCUCGGGAACCUUCCCGAAGAGCUCUACAUCGACCUUAGCUACAACAACCUGAGAGGGCAAAUUCCCGAUGUCGGCAUUUUCCUCGAUUUGGGACCGACUGCCUUUGCAGGCAAUCCAAUGCUAUGCGGCCAUCCCCUGAAAUCCCCUUGUCCCACUAACGGUACUCAACCCGUCCCGUAUUUCCCGUCCCAGAAUUCAAAGGACAGCUUCGACAAACAAGGCAGUGAUCUCAGCAAAGGAAUGCUAAUCCUAAUCGUCUUGAGUUCCAUGAUCGUGAGUUGCUUUGCUGGGUGGGGAUUCUCUUGCUGGUGCAAGAAACCUGAGACUCCUGCUAAGCCAAGACUGAAGUUCCGGAGGGAGCUCAUUUUCUGCCAGAGGAACGACCUUGUCGACCUUCCACCAGAGAAGAUGGACCAGUACAACUUUGUCUCAUUGGACCCUCGAUCAAGCUUCGAUCUCGAGAAGCUUCUGAGAGCGUCAGCCUUUCUUCUGGGGAAGAGCGGGAUCGGGAUGGUCUACCGAGUCGUUCUCGAAGACGGGCAGAGCUUAGCAGUCAGAAGAUUGGGGGAAGGGGGAGGGACUCAGAGGCUGAGGGACUUCCAGACUGAAGUUGAGGCAAUUGCUAAGAUAAAGCACCCAAAUGUUGUGCCUCUCAAGGCUUACUGCUGGUCUGAAGAUGAGAAGCUGCUUAUCUAUGCUUUCAUCCCCAACAGAGACCUUGCCACAGCGAUUCACGGGAAAGCAGGGACAGCCUCCUAUAAUCCGCUUUCCUGGGCAGCUCGUUUGAGAAUCAUAAAAGGAAUAGCGAAGGGAUUGGCUUAUCUUCACGAGUUCAGUCCCAAGCGGUACAUCCACGGAGACCUGAAACCGAGUAACAUCCUCCUCGGAAACAAUAUGCAGCCCUACAUCUCAGAUUUUGGGCUGGCCCGACUUGCCAGUAUUACAGGGGAAUCCUCGAGGGUGCAGUUGGAGCAGGUUGUGAUGACCACACCAGAGCUGCAGAGCUCACCCUAUGAGCUUGCCAUGAUAAGCUCGGCAGAGAACCUGAGGUCAUACUACCAAGCCCCCGAAGCAGCCAAUUCCUCAAAGCCGUCGCAGAAAUGGGACAUCUACUCUUUUGGGAUGAUCUUACUCGAGACAAUAACCGGAAAGCUGCCUGUGAUUGAAGUGGGCCCUCUUAGAUUCGACCUGAUCCAGUGGGUGGAGUCCGGCAUCAGGGAGAGGGUCCCGCUUUCAGAUAUAGUAGACCCAAUCUUGACUCAUGAUCUAGACAAGGGAGAAGAGAUGGGAAGUGUGCUUAGAAUAGCCCUUGCUUGUGUUAAUAGGAGCCCAGACAGGAGACCUUCCGCAAGGCACGCCUUGAAUAGUUUGGACAAAAUCGGGCAGAUCAACUAAAUAGUCGACAUAAUAUAUCUCGAUUGAACAUCAGUAAAUGCUAAUAGAAGUAAAUCAGUCUUAUAACUUCAUGUCAUCUUCCCUGUACACAGCAACAACCGAUAUUGCUCAUGUAACUUUCCAAAUGUUUCCAACAUUUUGCCAUUUGAUGUUCCUUUCCAGUUUCGCUCAAUACGGCUGUAAGUGACAAAUGAACUAGGCUA